Penicillium odoratum is the source of this 243-nucleotide messenger RNA. RefSeq lists its product as uncharacterized. The transcript has 2 exons. Bases 1 to 243 code for a protein of 80 amino acids. The record is from RefSeq and is a predicted model, not a curated record. NCBI's taxonomy places the organism in Eukaryota, Fungi, Ascomycota, Eurotiomycetes, Eurotiales, Aspergillaceae.
AUGCGGAAUGAGCUUCAGCCCAGCGAUUCGGUCACAAUUUUCGGGGCUGGCCCGGUUGGUCUCUUAGCUGCAUUCUCUGCCAUACUCCGCGGAGCCUCCAAAGUGUACUCCAUUAAUCAUCUUUCAAUGCGAUUGGAGCGUGCGGCGUCAAUAGGCACGAUUUCGGUUAAUUUCGCCGAGGUUGACCUAGUCCAGCAGAUUAUGGCCCUGGAGCCCACUGUGGUCACUCGAGCUAUGGACUGA